AACCAUCACCAAAUAACACUGCUUUCUCUCCCUCUCGUUCUCAUUCUUUUUAGCUACUCAGAAUCCUCGCUGUCUGCCCAAGAGCGAUUCCAGGACGGAGUUUUGGAAAGGUUGUGGACACCAUCAACAGCUUCAACCGUGUCGUUGGCCGUUCUCAGGAUCGAGCGGAAUAACAGAUGGGUGUGCCUCUUUCAAUGUUGACCGAGGCGAUGGAUGACGGUGGUGAUGUUCAUGGUGCCCAUCGCGACGUCUCGAGGCAGAACGGCGAGACGGUGGUGGUGAGAUCGAUCAGCUUCAACAAGGGAGACGGGUUGAAGACGGUGCUGAGAUCGGUGAGCUUCGAUGGCAAGGACGGCUCCGAGGCCACGGUGUUGAGAUCGUUGGGGAGGAACAUGAUCAUCGAAGGGUCGGUCAGUUUCAAGACGAGGGAGCCCAAUGCCCACUGCUUGGAGACCGCCGUCAACGUCGACCUCCACGGCCGAGUGGACAGCCUCCAGGCGUCUAUCUUGGAUUCCCCCAAGCAUGAGGCGGCCGUGAAAUUGCAGAAGGUCUAUAAGAGUUUCCGGACGAGGAGGAACUUGGCGGAUUGCGCCGUCCUCGUCAACCAAUUCUGGUGGUCGGCUCUAGAUUUUGCGACCCUGAAGCGAAGCUCGGUCUCAUUUUUUGACAUUGAUAAGCCGGAAAGCGCCGUUUCAAAGUGGUCAAGGGCGAGAACCAGGGCUGCCAAGGUUGGUAAAGGCUUGUCUAAGGAUGAGAAGGCUCAGAAGCUGGCUUUGCAGCAUUGGCUUGAAGCUAUUGACCCACGGCAUCGUUAUGGUCAUAAUUUGAAUUUCUAUUACGAUAAGUGGUUAGAUUGCGACAGUAAGCAGCCAUUUUUCUACUGGUUGGAUGUCGGAGAAGGAAAGGAGGUUAAUCUUGACAAAUGCCCAAGGCCUAAACUUCAGCAACAAUGCAUCAAGUACCUCAGCCCAAAAGAAAGGGAGGCCUAUGAAGUGAUUGUGAAGGAGGGGAAGUUUGUAUUGAAGAAGAGUGGGAAGUUCUUAGAUACAUCUGAAGGAGGCAACGGUGCUAAGUGGAUAUUCGUCUUGAGUACAUCCAGGGCAUUAUAUGUGGGGCAGAAGAAGAAGGGUACCUUUCAGCAUUCAAGCUUUCUUGCUGGAGGUGCAACAUCAGCUGCGGGAAGACUUGUUGUGCUAGAUGGAGUACUAAAGGCUGUCUGGCCUUACAGUGGCCAUUAUCGUCCAACCGAAGAGAACUUUCGGGAAUUUGUGAGCUUUCUUGAAGAGAAUGGAGUGGACUUCAGCGAUGUCAAGAAAAGUCCAGCAGACGGAGACGAUGAAGUGAUCAGAACAGAAGGAAGCAGAGUUGGAGCCUUAAGAACCAGCUCCUCUGAAUCAGACAUUGCCGAUUCGUUGGAUGAAGAACGGGUAGUCGGAAGCCAAGCAGUGCCUGUGGAAGGAACCACUGCUGACCAAAAGGAUAAUUUGAUACCAAACAUAGCACCUUCAUUAGAGAGAUCAGAAAGUGACAUCGACACCACCACCACCAUGGGAUUGGAUGGUAGUCACAAUGUCAAUGGCUUCAAUUCGAGCGAUGAUGAAACAGAAGGGAAGUGUCAGCAGUACUCACACUUCCGCAAGAAAAAUCUAUUCGACCAAGAGAACCGCAGGCUAGAAGUACAGGUGUUGCCAAAGGAAGCUCUUCUUCACAGGAUAAAUUCCAAGAAGGGAAUGGUAGCAUAUCAGUUAGGAAAGCAGUUAUCAUGCAAAUGGACAUCAGGAACGGGACCUAGAAUAGGCUUUGUAAGGGACCAUCCUUCAGAAUGGCAGUUCCGAGCACUCGAGCAAGUGAACUUGUCUCCAAGAUCAACAGCAACUAGUAGGUUUUGUAGCUCUCCAAGACCAACAUGAUGGUCGGCGGAUGAAGACCCCACCCCCCUACCAGCCCAAGUUAUGAAAGUGGGAACUCCCACUGCAGCUAAUUCUUUUUUGUACAAGUAAAAACUAUACAAGCAAUCAUUCUUUGUUUUUUCCCAGCAGGGGCCAACUUUGGGCCACCGCAUCUGUAUACAGGCGAUUCAAUUAAAUGUAUUCUUUUGUUUUGUA
Molecule: messenger RNA, 2105 nt
Organism: Nymphaea colorata (pocket water lily)
Lineage: Eukaryota; Viridiplantae; Streptophyta; Magnoliopsida; Nymphaeales; Nymphaeaceae
Product: IQ domain-containing protein IQM2-like
Exons: 10
Coding region: 177-1910 (577 amino acids)
Source: RefSeq, a predicted model, not a curated record